GAACUAAUGCGAAUUAUCUUCGCAGCAUCGGUCGAAUGAUUCUGACGAAGGCACCGUGGAUCUUCGAUCCUAAUGGAGACAAGGAUAGAGAAGACAUAACGUCGCUCUACAAGGCCAAAGAAGGCACCGAGGUUGAGAGGCUGACCCUAUAUAGGGCAGUGCGCAGCACCGAAAUGGCGAAGAGAUUCUACUCGCUGCCGUCGCCGGGUAAGGAAGAUGUUGAGUUCGAUCUUAUGGAGCUCGAACGCGUCAACAUCGGUGAGCCAUUCGCUGUGACGGUGAACAUCAAGAACAAAUCUAACGAGCUACGCACCAUUCAGGCUAUCCUGUCCGCCGGCAGCGUUUACUACACUGGAGUUAAGGCGAAGCUGGUAAAGAGAGCUUCCGGCGAUUUUGUGCUUCAACCGAACGCCGUGGAACAAUUAAGACUCACUGUGACAGUGAAUGAUUAUCUGGAUAAAUUAGUAGAGUAUUGCAUUAUGAAGCUAUAUUGCAUCGCCACGGUCAAGGAAACUCGACAAACUUGGGCGGACGAGGAUGAUUUUCAAGUUUUAAAGCCGAAUAUCGUAGUCAAGAUCGAAGGUGAACCAACAGUUGGACAACCAUCGACCAUUUCGCUGAGCUUUAAGAAUCCCUUGAACAGGUCCUUGACCAAUUGCAUGUUCAACUAUGCCGGACCUGGGCUCUCUAGAAACAAGACUUUGACCUUCAGAGACGUCGGACCCGAAGAGGACGUUUACGUAGAGCAUCAACUCGUACCGCAAAAGCCCGGAGAGCAAAAAAUAAUCGCCACUUUCACAUCAAAGGAGUUGGUUGAUAUCACCGGUUGCGCGACUGUCGAUGUCCUUGAAGCCGAAUGAGUCGCAACAUGAUUGUUCAAAUUCAUUUCGCAUUCUCAAUUCAAAGCACGUUAAGAAUAUCAAGUGCAUCCGAUUGAUUGUCGUGAUAACAUAGAUUAUAAAAUAUUUUGAUUUUGACUAUGUCAUACGUAAUAUCGUUUAAGUAACAUCUUUGCAAAUUAAUUUCGCUAUAAAUAAUUUGGAUUAAACAAUUUCGAAUACUAUUUUGUAAUAUCAAUUUGUAACGAAAUGUUAAUCUGUAACGAGGGAUUUUGGCAAAAA
Molecule: messenger RNA, 1121 nt
Organism: Pogonomyrmex barbatus (red harvester ant)
Lineage: Eukaryota; Metazoa; Arthropoda; Insecta; Hymenoptera; Formicidae
Product: hemocyte protein-glutamine gamma-glutamyltransferase
Biological process (GO): peptide cross-linking
Molecular function (GO): protein-glutamine gamma-glutamyltransferase activity
Source: RefSeq, a predicted model, not a curated record